AUGGCCGUGCCUCGUCUGAGCGGUCACCCUGAAAUCGGCUACAUGCCGGACUAUGAUAGCUAUCUAGCGCGCGGGAAGCGAAGACAGGAGACGGAGACUCUCGACAAGAAUGUUCCGGAAGGAUUUCCCUCUCAAUUAAACGGCAGUCUUGUAUGGGAUCCCAGGUCACUGGCCAAUACCUACGACUGGAACUACCAUCUCACUGCCGAGGAGCUUGACGAGAUCAACAAUGCCCUCCGACACUUCAAAUCGCUCAAUAAGCCAAUGGGCGAACUCUCCCCGGCCACAUUUCCCUUGCCCAAGUUACACAGAGCAUUACGCGAAAUCUCCCAUGAAGUUCACAAUGGGCAUGGUUUCAAGGUCCUUCGUGGUCUACCAGUGGACAAGUACACUCGGGAGGAGAACGUUAUCAUUUACGCCGGCUUGUCGUCUCAUGUGGCACCUAUCCGUGGUCGCCAAGACAGUACAUGGCAAGGCAAGCCUGCGGAUGUCCUUGUGGCCCAUGUCAAGGAUCUCAGUCACGGCCGCGACAGCCAGGACAUUCCCGGCCCGGUGGUCACCGCAGAUAAGCAGGUAUUCCACACUGAUGCUGGCGACAUUAUUGCACUGUUCUGUCUGAGUGAAGGCGAAUCAGGCGGCGAAAGCUUUCUUGCCAGUACCUGCCACGUGUAUAACAUCCUUGCUGCUAGGCGCCCGGACCUGAUCAGAACCCUUUCUGAGCCUUGGCCUUUUGAUGACUUCGCCCCAACUGGUGAUGUCUACAAACUGCGACCACUACUCUACUACCAGCCCUCUACCGAGACCGACCCCGAGCGGCUUAUCAUCCAAUAUUCACGAAGAAACUUGACAGGCUAUCGGGACUGCAAGCGGUCGGCGAAGAUUCCACCGCUUACGGAAGCACAGGCAGAGGCGUUAGAUGCUGUUCAUUUUACCGCUGAGGAAAAUUCCAUCUCAUUGGACUUUCACAAAGGAGACAUCCAGUUCGCUAAUAACUUGAGUAUUCUACAUGCCCGAGCAGCCUUUACUGACUCCAUCGAGAAGCAACGUCACCUUCUCCGACUUUGGUUGCGGGAUCCUGAAUAUGAGUGGAGAAAACCCAAAGAUUUACAGGAGCGAUUCGAUCGGGUUUAUGCAGGCGUUACUAUUGAGAGUUCAGUAUUCCCCCUGGAAGCUACUAUUCGCAGCAGCAAUGUUGCUACAUAG
This is a messenger RNA of Aspergillus oryzae RIB40, 1203 nucleotides long. RefSeq names its product TauD/TfdA family dioxygenase. The record is from RefSeq and is a predicted model, not a curated record. The transcript is spliced from 4 exons. Lineage: Eukaryota; Fungi; Ascomycota; Eurotiomycetes; Eurotiales; Aspergillaceae. The coding region runs from base 1 to 1203 and encodes 400 amino acids. Gene Ontology annotation, molecular function: oxidoreductase activity.